This is a messenger RNA of Manduca sexta (tobacco hornworm), 1529 nucleotides long. RefSeq names its product serine protease 7. Gene Ontology annotation, molecular function: serine-type endopeptidase activity. The record is from RefSeq and is a predicted model, not a curated record. Bases 143 to 1294 code for a protein of 383 amino acids. The transcript has 7 exons. NCBI's taxonomy places the organism in Eukaryota, Metazoa, Arthropoda, Insecta, Lepidoptera, Sphingidae. Gene Ontology annotation, biological process: proteolysis.
GACUUGACCUCCAGUAUCCAGUGUAGCAAAGCGGACGAGCGAGUCCAGCGCUCUUUAAUUUAUUUAUAUAAAAAUAUUAAAAAAAUAUUGCAUAGAAAAGUUGUUAUUUAUUAAGUUAUGAUAAAGUGUUAAAGUGAACAAAAUGAAGAAUCACAUUGUGUUCAUUGUGUUUGCAGUUUAUUGGACAUGUGUCUUUUCACAGUCAUGUACAACACCACAAGGGGUCGAUAGUAACUGUAUCUCCCUUUACGAGUGCCCUCAAUUACUGUCGGCUUUUGAGCAACGGCCUCUGCCUAGCCCCGUUGUUAACUACUUGCGCAAGUCACAGUGUGGUUUCGAUGGAUAUACUCCUCGUGUGUGCUGCGGACCCUUACCUCAACAGGCCAGCAGGCCGCAACCCACGCCGGCCCCUGUACCAACACGCGCUCCACCUGUUAACCCGGGUGGGGUAGACCCAACUUAUGAUGAAGAUUCAUCACCAGCACCCAGGAAUCAGUGCGGUGUGGACAUGAAUGGAGACCGCAUAUACGGAGGACAAAUCACAGACCUCGACGAGUUUCCAUGGAUGGCGUUGCUUGGAUAUUUGACUCGUACUGGCUCCACUACGUAUCAAUGCGGAGGUGUGUUGAUCAACCAGCGAUAUGUAUUGACUGCCGCUCAUUGUACUAUUGGCGCUGUGGAGAGAGAGGUCGGGAAACUAAUAACAGUGCGACUUGGAGAGUACGACACCCAAAACUCUGUGGACUGCGUGGACGAUGUUUGUGCUGACCCUCCACAAAACAUUCCAAUUGAAGCAGCUUACCCUCAUUCAGGGUACAGUGACGACAACAAGAACAGGAAAGAUGACAUUGCCCUUGUUAGGCUUUCGAGACGAGCUCAGUACACAUAUUAUGUUAAACCUAUAUGUCUGGCCAACAACAACGAGCGGCUAGCUACUGGCAAUGACGUUUUCGUGGCCGGUUGGGGAAAAACCUUGAGCGGCAAGAGCAGCCCAGUUAAGUUGAAGUUGGGUAUGCCAAUUUUCGACAAAAGCGACUGCGCAUCGAAAUACAGGAAUUUAGGAGCAGAAUUGACUGACAAACAGAUAUGCGCUGGUGGAGUAUUCGCCAAAGAUACUUGCAGAGGUGACUCUGGCGGUCCUCUCAUGCAGAGAAGACCAGAGGGAAUCUGGGAGGUCGUAGGCAUAGUAUCCUUUGGCAAUAGGUGUGGACUCGAUGGAUGGCCAGGCGUUUACUCUUCAGUUGCGGGCUAUUCUGACUGGAUUCUAUCUACACUCAGAUCGACCAAUGUGUGAAUAGUGUUAGACAUUUGUUAUUCUUCUUGUGUUGUGUCGUAAGUAGAUUAAUUAAUAGUUGCUCUCUGACACGCGAUAACUCAGUGAUUGUGAUAAUCUUUGACGCUUUCUAUGUUUACAUGUUAGUGUUACGUUCUGUCUACUAGUUUGUUUUGUAAAUAAUUGAACUAAUAUGAACUGAAAUGCUCAAUUACAUCUUUCAUCACUUGUAUUAAAAAACGUUAUUUUUUAUUGU